Messenger RNA from Lathyrus sativus (Indian pea), 1902 nucleotides. The record is from the annotation of a GenBank genome assembly. NCBI's taxonomy places the organism in Eukaryota, Viridiplantae, Streptophyta, Magnoliopsida, Fabales, Fabaceae.
AUGUCCAAGUCUCUGCCCUACUCCAGAAAAGAUGUUGACUACGAUAACGCCAAAUUUCGUCACCGUUCUUUCUUCAAGGUUAUUACACAGACCUUCCUCACCAGUAACCGAAAGCGUGAUUGUAUUGGCUGUAGUACUGGGAAGUUUCUGUUCUUAAUAUUGAUCUUUGGUGUAGCAUACCUUGGGCUGACACAUAACCCAAUUCCAAGCCGUGUAGUUUCUCGAGAUCAAGUAUUUGGAAUUAGAAAAUAUGAAGAAAAUAACAGCAGUACUAAUGGUGUCGAAAGAUUAAAGAAGUUCUGGAGACGGGCGCCACGACUUCCUCCUCAAUUACCGCCCGAUACUAAAAGGAGUGAUAAUGGUAUUGAUCAUGUAGCUACAGCUCUAGAUGUCAAAGCAUUAUGGAUUACUCGACAACAAAAAGUCAAAGAUGCUUUUACUCAUGCGUGGUCGGGCUACAAAAGAUAUGCAAUGGGUUAUGAUGAACUUAUGCCAGUUAGCCAACAGGGAAUCGAUGGAUUGGGGGGAUUAGGGGCAACAGUAGUGGAUGCUCUUGAUACAGCUAUGAUAAUGGGCAUUGAUGAAGUCGUUGCUGAAGCGGGAUCCUGGGUUGAAGAAAACCUUUCCGAGAGAAUUAGCAAUAAAGGCCAAGUAAAUUUAUUUGAAACUACAAUACGGGUUUUGGGUGGGCUUUUAAGCGCAUAUCAUCUAAGUGGAGGGGAAAAAGGAAUGAACAUAACUCAUGCUGGACCUAAACCAGCUGUUUAUCUAGAAACUGCUAAGAAUUUGGCUGACCGUCUGCUAUCUGCUUUCACAUCCAGUCCGACUCCCAUUCCAUACAGUGACGUUGUUCUGCAUGAUUCUUCAGCACAUUCAGCUCCUGGUGGAUUGAGUAGCACGUCUGAAGUUUCCACGUUGCAACUCGAGUUCAAUUAUCUCAGUCAUGUAUCUGGUGAUCAGAAAUAUGGUUUGGAGGCAAUGAAAGUCAUGGAUCACAUAAAGACUCUUCCAAAAGUUGAAGGACUAGUUCCUAUCUUCAUUAGCCCUCAUUCUGGCGAGUUUAGUGGAGAAAAUAUUAGACUGGGAUCUCGUGGUGACAGUUACUAUGAGUAUUUACUUAAAGUAUGGCUUCAGAGUGGAACUAGUAGAGAUAACAGUACAUCAUAUUUAUACGACAUGUAUAAGGAAGCAAUGAACGGUGUUAGGCAUCGUCUUGUUCAGAAAUCUGUUCCAAAUGAACUAGUUUUUGUUGGAGAAUUGCCUUCUGGACCAAAUGGUGGUUUCAGCCCGAAAAUGGAUCACUUGGUGUGUUUCUUAUCUGGAACUCUUGCACUUGGUGCCACUAAAGGCCUUACAAAGAAACAGGCAAUGGAAAACAAUAUGCUUAACUUUGAAGACCUAGAAAACUUGAAGCUUGCGGAAGAUUUAGCUAAAACAUGCUUUGAGAUGUACUCAGUGACUUCAACUGGUCUAGCUCCCGAAAUUGCUUACUUUCAUACCAAGGAAUUUUCUGAACAAGGUCAUGAAGGAGGAAAUAAGAGCUCAGAAUAUAUUAACGACAUCAUAAUAAGACCUGCUGACCGGCAUAAUCUCUUGAGACCUGAGACUGUGGAGUCGUUCUUUGUUUUAUACCGCAUUACAGAAGAUCUAAAAUAUCGCGAAUGGGGUUGGCAAAUCUUUGAAGCCUUUGAAAAGUACACAAAGGUUGAUACCGGUGGAUAUACUUCUUUGGACGACGUAACUAUUAUUCCUCCUCCUAGAAGAGAUAAAAUGGAGACUUUCUUUCUAGGAGAAACACUUAAGUAUUUAUACUUGCUCUUUGGGGAAAGCUCCCAUAUUCCAUUGGACAAGUUUGUUUUUAACACAGAAGCACAUCCUAUACCAAUCAAUUUGAAGAAAUGA